CGUUAACCACAGAGAAGAACAACUCGUUUGUUGGUGAAUUUUGUUGUCAACCUAGGUUGUAACAUUGAUAUAAAUUUGAAAAACCUACAGCAAGGCUACAGAAACAACGUUUCAAGGAUACUAUUGCAUCGUUUUACAACGUUUGUUAAAAUAUUGUUGGACACUGGGCUUCAUAAAUUCCUGUAGCGAACUCACGUUGUCCAGACCGCUGGCUAGCUAGUAAGCUAGCUAAUUUACUAAGCUAAAAUUGCUAGCUCAAGUACAUCGUUUGGGUCUGGGAGGAUGGCAGAGGAGGAAGACGAAGCUGGUUUUGACGAGGAUUUGGAUGAAGGGGCUGGUGGAACCGAUGGUAGUCACGGCAAGAGGAAAAGGCUGUUCUCCAAAGAGCUUCGGUGUAUGAUGUAUGGUUUUGGAGACGACCAGAAUCCAUACACUGAGUCAGUAGACAUCCUGGAGGACCUUGUGAUCGAAUUCGUUACGGAGAUGACACACAAAGCCAUGUCCAUCGGUCGUCAGGGCCGAGUCCAGGUGGAGGAUAUUGUUUUCCUUAUCCGGAAAGAUCCAAGGAAAUUUGCCAGAGUGAAAGACCUCCUGACGAUGAACGAGGAACUAAAGAGAGCCCGCAAGGCCUUUGAUGAGGCAAACUAUGGCUCGUAGGAUCAUUCAUAGUUGACGGCUAAGAUUUUUUAAAAACUUUUUCUUUCACGUUCUCCAAAUAAUUCACUGCUUGUUUUGUCAAUAACGAAAUGUAAUAUUCGCUAUAACUCAAUUUAUUAACUUCAGAUAUGUUGGUGCCCAAGGCAUUAUUCUCAUGUCUGUUGCUUAUUUAUGCACACAAAAAAAUCAUAAU
Messenger RNA from Esox lucius (northern pike), 850 nucleotides. RefSeq names its product TATA-box binding protein associated factor 13 (gene taf13). Lineage: Eukaryota; Metazoa; Chordata; Actinopteri; Esociformes; Esocidae. Gene Ontology annotation, molecular function: protein heterodimerization activity. Gene Ontology annotation, biological process: transcription by RNA polymerase II. The record is from RefSeq and is marked provisional. Gene Ontology annotation, cellular component: transcription factor TFIID complex.